This is a messenger RNA of Anopheles maculipalpis, 3489 nucleotides long. RefSeq lists its product as uncharacterized. The transcript is spliced from 4 exons. The coding region runs from base 16 to 3489 and encodes 1157 amino acids. NCBI's taxonomy places the organism in Eukaryota, Metazoa, Arthropoda, Insecta, Diptera, Culicidae. The record is from RefSeq and is a predicted model, not a curated record.
UAUCUGUGUAAAGCUAUGUCUAGUUUAAGCUCAGAUUGCGAAUCUUCAUACUACACGGAAUCGGAAGCCGAAAGUGACUACGUUACUCAUGAGGAGGGACAAUCGGUACAGUACAAUCACACCCUCGAGGUGGAAGAUAUUAUACGCAAGCAUGUGGACAUUACGACCAAAAAUGCCAUUGGUCUUAACCAUCAGUACAAAGCGAAGUUACUCGUCCUGCGGCAACAGUUAGAAGGGUUGCUUUCACGCUGCCAACAUAGGUUGCAUGAGGUUGACAAAAGUCUGGAUGAUAUUCGAUUGAAUUUAACGCCCAGGUCGCGACCUACGCGACCACGCCAUCCGGGUUACAUCUGUGGGCAACCGUUCUUCAAGGAUCACGAACUUUAUCCUGGUCCGCACAAUGAGGACUAUCUGUACCGAAAGAACGUCAAGAAGGAAUUUUUUCCCCUUGAUUUGUUUGAAUCGAUUGAAACGUUUUGGACGCGCAAGGACAAGCAGAUGCUACGGGAAAGCAUAGCGUCCCAGGCAUACGAAUUCGUACGCCGGGAAAACCAACUGCGUGAUAAAAUGUGCAUCAGGUCGGAAAAUGCGAGGCGAAUAAUAAAGGAAAGGAUCGAAUUAAAAUCUCUACCAUUGGCAGAAAUUUGGCACAGAGCGCUUGCUUAUGAUGGUAAGUUUGGAGGCCAAAAGUUUACUGUGGACUGGCUAAAAAUAUCGGCCGCCAUCAUGGCCGGACGCCAUUCAGCAUUCACUUGCGAGAGCAUGUGGAACAACUUUCUAAUGCCCGGCCUGAAACGAUGCCUAUGGACAUCGGACGAAGAAUCGAAGCUGGUUGCGGCAGUAGAAGCACACAAGCGCUGCAACUGGAAAUUGAUAGCGCUCAGCGUGGAAAAUCGCUCCGAGUAUCAGUGUUUCGUGCACUAUCAGACGAACUUUUCUGAGAUAUCCCAGAUUAAAAGGAAUCCCUGGACGCCGGAAGAGGAUGAACUGUUGCUACGCCUAGUUAACGAAAACCGAAUUGGAAGCAAUAUCAUAUGGAACAAAAUAGUGGAACGUAUACCGUUUCGAAACAAGGUGCAAGUAUACCAACGCUACAAAUACACGCUUUUGCGUCCGCUCCGAGGUGCCAAAUUUACCGCCGAAGAAGACUGUGUCAUUACUGCGUACGUGCAGCAGUAUGGUGAUGAUUUCCGAUACUUCCCGGACGAUCUGCUGCCGGGCAGGACGACGAAACAGAUACGGGCUCGAUACAUGAACACAUUGCGCUUCGUCAACACGCACGUAGGCUGGAGCCUGGAAGAGGACAAGCGUCUGAUGAGCUACAUCGCCGAACAUCUGACCGAGGAAGGUGCGCAAAAGAUUUCGUGGGCCGACUGCUCCAAAUAUCUUGGCAACCAUUCGCGGCUCAGUUGCCGCACACGGUACUACACCAUCGAAAAGUUCCUCGAGCGCCAUCCGAACGCGACGCUCGAGAAUGUUCCGAGAAGGGAGAAGAAAAGGCUUUCCUCCAAUGUGACGGACAAGAAUUGGAUUAAAACGAUUGUAGAAAUCAAAAGCACCCCAAGGAUGGCACAGAAACCUUCGGGUGAACCGUUCGAGUUCGGCAGAUCGUCGGGGAUCGAGUGCGGAUUGCACGAACAGAUGAAGUUCAGUUUUCGUUACAAGUUCGGUUACAAGAUGGACGUCGACGCCAAACACAAUCACGUGUUUAUGGGGGCAAAAAUCAUGCUCUAUCUUUUGGAAGGUUUUCAAGAGCUUUCGUCCGUUCAAGAGCUAUCCAUCGCCCCGGGUGGCGUACCGAACCAUGAAGCACUAUUUAAGGCAAUACGGCAAUGUCCUCUCGAUUGGCCCAAUCUUGUAUCGAUGAUGCGUCCCAAGAUGACACUCUCGGGGGAUGCGAUGCUCUUUUGCCGCAUUCCUCCCAGCUACAACACCGUGCUGGGUUUGCGGGGUGUAUGCCUGAACGCUUGCAGCGAACAUUUGAAGCAAACGUUACCCGAACAAAAGGCGAAAAAAGUUCGCCAGAGUUUUGACUCGGCCACGUACGAUCAGGCGCUAGGAGUGUUUGUUGAGCGCUUCCGUAAGAUAUUCCACUGGACCAUGCUUCUUAUGAUGCUAAACAUCGACGAUAUAACGCUCGACAGUGGAGAACAAUCGUGCCAUGAACGGAACGACAAUCCGAUAACGGACAGUGGAAAAUGUAGCCAAAAUACCAACACUGAUCUGCAGCUCAAAUCGAUGGAAAACCUCAUCAUACCGGUGGGGACGGAUAAACUAUCGAACUUAUCGUACUGCACUUCGUUGCCUAAAGGCACGUCCCUGCCAAUUGUUAAUGAUAACAGAAACAACAUCGUUGCAAGCAUAACCAUCAUCGAUCCAAAGGAUCUUCCGGCCGUGCCGGACUAUAAUUGCACAGCCAAUGUUCCGAGGCAGGAAACGGAGUUCAAAUGUCAACAGUAUUUAUCCAAACCGCUAGUAACAUCGGCAGCUGGUGUUGCAGCGCCAGAAACAGGUAGCAAUCUAUUGCAAUCUAAUUCUACACCAAUCGAGUCGAUCCUUCCCAUAAUACCUGCGAAUAAUGUAAAGCAAUCUGAAGCGGAACAACCAAAUCCUUCCAUGGAUCCCUCACCGGGAAGUACCCUUCUCGGCACGGAUACCAGUAUGCUACCAAAUACGAUCCCAUUUACUAUUAUCCAAGUGCCAGAGGAAAUAUCUUUCGUGCAACAGCGCCUGGUGAACGCUGUGGCUAACAUUACCUCUCCCGAAGAAGCGCUUCCAAGUGUUAAACGUUAUACACAGCAAGUAUUUGAUAGUACUAGUAAUUUUUUGGAAGAACAAGCAGAUGUUAAAAUGAGGGCGAUUGAUGAGCCACAGUGUCCCAAACAGCUUAACGAAUCCGGCAAAAUCCUGUGCACGUUUAGCGAAAUAGUCACUCAAACUAAUGAAGCGCCAUUUAAACUUAGCGAAGUGACACUAGCACACGAAAUGCAGAAAAUAAAACAUGUGCUUUGCAAAGAGGAUGUGACCUGUAGUCCCGUAACAACGACUAACAAAGAUACUGUGAUGGUCGAUAGUAACUAUCAACCUACCGAAGAUUCGAUUCGAAACACCGACUCUGAUGAAGGUAACGAAAAGCAAAACCAACGAUAUUUAGCAGCAAUACCACCGAUCGAUAGCACGUUGGUCCCAUGCGAUAGGAAUACAUUCGAGGGAGGCUUGCUGGCGCAUAACACUGUCGAAGACAACGAGAAGCACAAAACUGAAGUUCCAUCAACAGACGAUAAAGCGUUCGUGGAAGCGCAUCGUAUGGACUGCGAAAUAGCCUCCGAGGUGCAGUCGAACGAUCGUAGCCCAAAUCUGUUGAUCGACGUAGACGAACCGCUUACCGCUGUUGAUAUAAUCCGAAUGUUACGCUCCCGGCGCAACGCACAUCAGUACGAAGACGACAGCGACAAUGAGCAGGAAUUUUCGCAUUUACCAAAUGACUGA